Messenger RNA from Neomonachus schauinslandi (Hawaiian monk seal), 2479 nucleotides. It is a transcript of the gene JADE3, whose product is annotated as jade family PHD finger 3. Gene Ontology annotation, cellular component: histone acetyltransferase complex. The transcript is spliced from 10 exons. Bases 8 to 2479 code for a protein of 823 amino acids. The record is from RefSeq and is a predicted model, not a curated record. Lineage: Eukaryota; Metazoa; Chordata; Mammalia; Carnivora; Phocidae. Gene Ontology annotation, biological process: regulation of transcription by RNA polymerase II.
CUCCAGGAUGAAACGCCAUAGAACACUCAGCAGCAGUGACAGUUCAGACGAGAGUCCUUCCACUUCCUUUACUUCUGGAUCAAUGUAUAGGAGCAAGUCAAGAAUUCCAAAUGAACACAAGAAGCCUGCUGAGGUAUUCCGGAAGGACCUCAUCAGUGCCAUGAAACUUCCAGAUUCUCAUCACAUUAAUCCUGACAGCUAUUACCUCUUUGCGGAUACAUGGAAGGAAGAAUGGGAAAAGGGAGUCCAGGUACCAGCCAGUCCAGACAGUGUUCCACAGCCUUCCCUCAGGAUUGUAGCCGAGAAGGUAAAGGAGGUUCUGUAUAUGCGGCCCCGGAAGUACAUCCACUGCUCCAGCUCGGAAACCACAGAACCUGGCUACAUCAACAUCAUGGAGUUGGCAGCAUCUGUGUGUCGCUAUGACCUAGACGACAUGGACAUCUUCUGGCUCCAGGAACUCAAUGAAGAUCUCGCAGAAAUGGGUUGUGGGCCAGUUGAUGAGAAUCUUAUGGAAAAGACAGUAGAAGUCCUGGAACGCCAUUGCCAUGAAAAUAUGAACCAUGCUAUUGAGACAGAGGAAGGGCUAGGCAUAGAGUAUGAUGAAGAUGUGAUCUGUGAUGUGUGCCGGUCUCCAGACAGUGAAGAAGGGAAUGAUAUGGUGUUCUGUGAUAAGUGUAACAUCUGUGUGCAUCAGGCCUGCUACGGCAUCCUCAAGGUCCCAGAAGGCAGCUGGCUGUGUCGUUCCUGCGUCCUGGGCAUUCAUCCGCAAUGUCUGCUAUGUCCAAAGAAAGGGGGGGCCAUGAAAACUACCAGGACAGGGACUAAAUGGGCUCAUGUCAGCUGUGCCCUGUGGAUUCCAGAGGUCAGCAUUGCUUGUCCGGAGAGGAUGGAACCAAUCACAAAGGUCUCCCACAUCCCACCCAGUCGAUGGGCCUUAGUCUGCAACCUGUGCAAGUUGAAGACAGGGGCUUGUAUUCAGUGCUCUGUGAAAAGCUGCAUCACUGCCUUCCACGUCACCUGUGCCUUUGAGCACAGCCUGGAGAUGAAGACCAUCCUCGAUGAGGGCGAUGAAGUGAAGUUCAAGUCUUACUGCCUCAAGCACAGCCAAAAUAGGCAGAAACUCGGGGAGGCUGAGUACCCCCUACACAGGGCUACAGAGCAGAGCCAGGCCAAAAGUGAGAAAACCGGCCUGCGGGCACAGAAGCUUCGGGAGCUGGAGGAGGAGUUCUAUUCCCUGGUCCGCGUGGAAGAUGUGGCCACAGAGCUGGGGCUGCCCACACUAGCCGUGGACUUUAUCUAUAACUACUGGAAACUGAAGCGGAAAAGUAACUUCAAUAAGCCGUUAUUUCCUCCGAAGCAGGAUGAAGAAAACGGCCUGGUGCAGCCAAAAGAGGAGAGUAUUCACACUCGCAUGAGAAUGUUUAUGCAUCUACGGCAAGACCUAGAGAGGGUCCGAAAUCUGUGCUACAUGAUAAGCAGGCGAGAGAAGCUGAAACUAUCACAGAACAAAAUACAGGAACAGAUCUUCGGUUUGCAAGUCCAGCUUGUUAACCAGGAAAUUGCUGCAGGACUUCCUUUGACAAAUGCACUAGAAAACUCACUGUUUUACCCACCACCAAGAAUUACCUUAAAGUUAAAAAUGCCCAAAUCAGCGCCAGAAGACUGCCGAGACAGUCCCGCAGAGCCUGAGCCCGGAGCCCUGUCCUCUGCUAGCAGCACCCCUGCUCACAGCAUAAGGAGCGCGCAGGUGCCUCAGGAGUCACUAGAAACGAGAACGAGACCGUACCCGCGACACCCACUGGAGAGCAAAAAUAACCGUGUGCUGGCCAGUCUCGGCCACUCUAGGAGCGAAGCGAAGGAUCCCAGUCCUGCUUGGAGCACCCCAUCUCCAGAGUUCUAUCACGGGCAGUCGCUGGGGAAGCCUCUGGUCCUUCAGGCUGCCCUGCAUGGACAGUCUUCCAUGGGGAACGGGAAAAGUCAGCCUACCUCCAAGCUUGCCAGAUCCAACGGCCUGGAGGGCAGCUGGUCUGGAGAUGUCACCCAAAAAGACAGCUCGAGUGCCAUGUUCUGUGACCAGGAGUCCAUGCUCAGCUCCCACUUGGCCAGUCAGGGCACCUUUAGAAAAUCUACCGUGGAACACUUUAGCAGGUCCUUCAAGGAGGCCACCAGCAGGUGGGUGAGGACCGCAGAGGACCUCCAGUGCUGUGCAAAGCCAACCAAGAAUAUUAACCCCAAGGAGCAGCUCUGGGGCAAGCAGCUUGUCAGGCGGUCUGCAGGGAGAGCUCCCUAUCAGGAAAACGAUGGGUAUUGCCCAGAUUUGGAGCUGAGUGAUUCAGAGGCAGAAAGUGAUGGGAAUAAAGAGAAGGUCAGGGUAAGGAGAGUUAGCUCAGACAGGGAAAAUCCUCCCCAUGACUCUCGACGGGAUUGCCAUGGCAAGAGCAAGACACAUCCCCUUUCCCACAGCUCGAUGCAGAGGUGA